Eutrema salsugineum is the source of this 778-nucleotide messenger RNA. RefSeq lists its product as uncharacterized. The coding region runs from base 44 to 655 and encodes 203 amino acids. The record is from RefSeq and is a predicted model, not a curated record. Lineage: Eukaryota; Viridiplantae; Streptophyta; Magnoliopsida; Brassicales; Brassicaceae. The transcript has 2 exons.
ACACAAAAUAUAAACUUAUAGUACGUACAAAUAUAUCUACGUGAUGUUAGAAUUUACAGACAAAGGAACAAGCUGGUUGAUGAAAAAGCGAGAGCUCGCUCUGUCUUAUCGCAUGGAAUCUGAAGAAGCUUCUAAGAAAAGAAAGUGCCACCAAUUAUUAGCAAAUGAUGAUCUCGUCGAAAGAGUCGAAGCUUCUUCCUUUGAUCAGAAGAGAAAAAGAUUCAGUGAAGACACAGCAAAUUAUAUCGAUGAAGAAUAUCAUCACAACCGCAAGAGCCUUGAUCUUGAACUCAACUUGUCACCAUCUCUGAUCGAUCUAAACAAUCAUCAUGAUCAUGAUCACGAUCUGAGUAAUUACAAUAAAAAUUAUGAGAGAGUUGAGCGGAAGAAGAAGAUGAUGGAGAUGGGUUCAGUGUUGGGGCUAAAAACACAGAAAAGCAUGGGGUGUGUUGCUUUUGACCUCGACGACGACGGUAAUGACAGUAAUGGCGGUGGCGGCGAGGAGGAGAUGGUGGCGAGAGUGUGCAUGAAAUGUAAUAUGUUGGUGAUGCUGUGUAAAGCUUUACCAGCGUGUCCUAAUUGCAAGUUUAUGCAUUCACCUGAAGACACCACUCUCUCACUUCUCUUCACUCCCAAGCCUACUUUGCUAGCUUAGUUAAUAUAGUUAUUGUUUUUAGUUUCUAAUUAUAUCUAUAUCUAAUCACUAAUUAAUGCUUAGUAUUUAUUGUUUUUUAUCGAACAAUACUUUAUUUGUUGAGAUGUUGUUGAACGUCUGAUU